Molecule: messenger RNA, 1579 nt
Organism: Pseudophryne corroboree (corroboree frog)
Lineage: Eukaryota; Metazoa; Chordata; Amphibia; Anura; Myobatrachidae
Gene: APRT
Product: adenine phosphoribosyltransferase
Exons: 5
Coding region: 241-783 (180 amino acids)
Biological process (GO): adenine salvage; AMP salvage
Cellular component (GO): cytoplasm
Molecular function (GO): adenine binding; AMP binding; adenine phosphoribosyltransferase activity
Source: RefSeq, a predicted model, not a curated record
AUCUACGUCUCACUGUUAUGUGUAUCUUGCAGCAGUACGCGCGCUGCAGGUUACUAACUAUUCCCAAUAGAUGAUGACGUUGCCCAGCCCGUGACGGGAUACUUGUCCUUUCGACGAAGGGGGAUCUAGCGCAGUGCUGCUGUGUCACGGUUCACAGGACACAUGGUGAUGGGAGCUCUCCGCACAUGUAAUUGAAUAAAGAAUAUGAGUUAAUGUGGAGAUGCCACAAUACUAACAAUAAUGGCAGAGCAGGAGAAGGAGGCGCUGCUCCGCGCGUCCAUCCGGGACUUUCCCGACUUCCCCUCCGCCGGGAUCUGCUUCAGGGAUAUAACACCAGUGCUUAAGGAUCCAAAUGCUUUUUCUGCUGCAAUUGACCUGUUUGAGAGCUACCUCCGGAAGAAUUAUGGAAACAUUGAUGUUAUUGCUGGCCUGGACUCUCGUGGGUUUCUCUUUGGCCCAGCGCUGGCACAAAGAUUUGGAAUUGGGUUUGUGCUGAUUCGGAAAAAGGGGAAAUUACCAGGACCAACAGAGUCUGUAUCUUAUGCACUGGAAUAUGGAAAGGCAGAGAUUGAGAUUCAGACUGAUGCUGUGGCUCCUGGCCAGAAAGUUGUGAUCAUUGAUGAUUUACUGGCAACUGGAGGUACAAUGAGUGCAGCAUGUGAACUGCUGAAAAGAAGAAAUGCUAAUAUCCUGGUCUGCCUCGUGCUAAUAGAACUGACAUCGCUAAAAGGGGCAGACAAGCUGCAACCACACCAGGUCCACUCCCUGCUGAAGUAUGAAUAGGACCUGCAAUACUGCCGGAACAGUGCCUGGAAUUACUGUCUGGAAUGGAUGAAUUUAUGUACAUCCCUCAAAUAUUUUGGGGGUGUGCGGGACAAAUGGCAUUCUACAUGUUUUUACACACCCAUAACAAAAAGCCACAUCAGAAUAUACUUGGAAUAAAUGCACAAUAUGAGAACUUUGGUCUGUCUGGUGCUCAUAAGUUGUUUGAGGACUAAACUAAAGCAGAAUGUUGCACUGCAGUCAGCUGGCACUUUUGUCUGAUGCACUGUUAAUGGGAAAUACACCUCCAAGUGGCGGCAUGAAGUCACCAGUGCUACCAGUAUUUUCAGUGGUGGAUUUUUAACAAUAAAAUUUAGACAUAGAGAUGUGAAAUCAUUAUGAUAUUGGUGCAUUAGUGGACGGAUGUCUUGUUGGAAGCUAGCUUGUUCUCUGAGUGAACUUCUGUAAAAGUGGUCUGUAUUCAGGAUUGCACUUUUGGCAAGCCUUCAUACACCUUGCCAGCAACACAUCAUAUUUCAUUGCAUCUACCCCCAGUGUUUACUACAAGUUUAUUCUUUGCCACUAUUUUACAGCUGUCACCAAUAGCCAAAAAGAAGCUUCAAUAGUAUAUUUUCAUUUGCUCUAUAUUUUGUCUCUUCGUUAUAUCCUAUCUUUAUUUGUUGAGUGCAUGAACUAAUUUACGUGAUCAGUAUAUUGAAAGUAUUGUUCCAUAUCAGCAGUUUACUAAGAUUUAAAUUACUGUAUAUAAGCAAUGCGAUUAACCAGGGGAAAAAAAUAAAUUCAUUUUGCACUGACA